Molecule: messenger RNA, 672 nt
Organism: Dendrobium catenatum
Lineage: Eukaryota; Viridiplantae; Streptophyta; Magnoliopsida; Asparagales; Orchidaceae
Exons: 1
Coding region: 82-504 (140 amino acids)
Source: RefSeq, a predicted model, not a curated record
CAAGCACUCAGAUUUCUCUCACAGCUACUUCAUCCAUUCUUCUUACAUCUUGAAUCGUUUCUCUACACUUAAAUUAAUCUAAUGGCUUCUCAGGCAAUAGACAGCCACCGAGAGGGCGCUGAGGUGUUCCACGGCGAUGAAAUCUGCAGGAAGAAGUCGAUCGAACUGCUCGAAGAGCUCUGCCUUCCUAAGGGUCUCUUUCCCUUGGAAGACAUCGAGGAAUUCGGCUAUAACCGUGCUUCUGGCUUCAUAUGGCUGAUCCAGAAGAAGAAGAAGGAUCAUGUGUUCAAGCAGAUCAAGAGAGCCGUGUCUUAUGCUCCGGAGGUGACUGCCUUUGUUGAGAAGUAUAAGCUGAAGAAGAUGACCGGUGUUAAGACAAAGGAGCUCUUGCUAUGGCUCUCUGUUGUGGAAGUCUAUCUUGAGAAUCCCACAUCCGAGAAGCUCACCUUCAAAACUGGCACAGGACUCUCUGAUAGCUUCAUUGCUUCUGCUUUUGAGCUCUAAGUGCUAUCUAUGUAAGAGAAGACGAGUCAUUACUGCUUUAAAUUAUGUUAUGAGCUGUGGCAUUUCAUAGCCUUUAAUCGUUUUUUUUUUUUUGGUUGUGAUGCUCUGUAUCUGGUUUAUAUGAUUGUAACUUUGUGCUUCUUAAUGAUAUAUUAUCUUCCUCGCUAA